AUGAUCGCCGUCGAGUCCUUGUGCCCAUCGGAAACUUUUGCGGCGGGAAUUUCCCAAUGGACAGAGGCGCGACGACGGAGACUCCUGUCCAAAGCGGAAUCCUGCUGCCAGGAGAACGAGACCUCAGCCACGAAGACGUCAUCACCGCGUCUCGUGAGAUUGAUGUUCGUUCCGUUCUGUCUCGCUGGGAUCGUCGAAUCACCAGAGGCGGUGUGGACCGGAAAAUCCGGCGUGCUCUUCAAAAUAUACUCGGGAAUCCUCUGCAUAUUGACUUUUGCGGGAUGUUUCAGAACUCUGUAUUUCUCCUACCACUACGAUGUCGACCCUCUGCUCGGAAUUCUAAAACCGAAACUAUCGUUCUACAGUCGACUAAUUUAUACGAUUGUCGCUGUCAACGCUUUCGGUUGCCGUUUGUUGUGUUUCAGAAUGUUCAACUUCGGAUACAGGGAUAUCACGGAUGCCUACCGAAGACUUUCGAGGGAUCCGGUUCUGAGCAAAAGUCUACAGCUGCGGACCGGGCCCUUCAUAUGGUUCCACUUUGGGAUUAACUUCGCUGUUAUAUCUUUCUUGGCUCUGAACUUUCGAAUCUGUCUGGCACUCAUAUCGGAAAAGCUACCCGAUCUGGACUCGAUCAUCAUUUUGGUGACCAGCGUUGUUUCUGUAUUCUCAACCGCCUACGGUCAUGGAUUUCUCUCGCUCAUCGCAACCAUGAUCGUGUGCGAUGUUCUGAGGCGGAGUCGGAGUUUUUUCAUCGAAGCGGUCAGAACCCGGCGAGUUGAGGUGCUCCGUGAGGCCAUCCGGCUGCAUUGCAAGGGACAUGACUUCGUCAAAGCCGUGAACAUUGUAUUCAGGAAUCUACUCGGCAUGAGUCUGACCGCGGCCGUCCCUCUGUUUUCGACCGUCUGCACUUUUUUAACGACGUCGCAGAGCCAUGCUAUAACGGAAAUGAUGAUUCUUAUGUACAUCGCUGUCACUUCUUCAAUCUUCGCCGUAAUUGUCUCAGUCUCCGUCGCGGCCCGGGUCAACAAUGAGCUAGAGAUGCACGCCGAAGUAUUGAGGAACGCCGACGUCGACGACGAAGCUUUCGAAAGAAUUGCCAACCGAUUCCUGCGCCGCUUCAAUAAACGGCCCGGAUUCACUUUUUUCAAGUUCGGGACAGUUACCAGAGAAACACUGCUGACGGCCUUCGGACUUAUGACGAAUUACUAUAUCGUGGGAAUCCAACUGGACAACCUGAACAAAUGA
This is a messenger RNA of Galendromus occidentalis (western predatory mite), 1245 nucleotides long. RefSeq lists its product as uncharacterized. The transcript has 5 exons. The record is from RefSeq and is a predicted model, not a curated record. Lineage: Eukaryota; Metazoa; Arthropoda; Arachnida; Mesostigmata; Phytoseiidae. Bases 1 to 1245 code for a protein of 414 amino acids.